CCGAAGAACCUUAACGAGGGUUUUGACUUUCGAUCUUUUCACAACUGAGCUCGUGUAUCACCACCAUGGCAGGUACACACCUUCUUUCUCAUUCUUGUUCCCUUCCCAAAGCUUGUAAUCACUCAUUCAACAAACACCCUUUACCCCAAAACCUAAUUCUACCUCAUAGAUUCAAUGGCACUAUUAAACCCCUUGUUCUUAGAGCAGUGAACACCGUCAAAACUCCACUAGAAGACACAAAGAACACUCAUUUUCAGCAUUGUUUCAACAAAUCCGAAGAUGGGUAUCUGUAUUGUGAGGGUCUCAAGGUAGAUGAGAUUAUGGAAUCUGUUGAGAGAAGACCUUUCUAUUUGUACAGUAAGCCCCAAAUUACUAGAAAUGUUGAAGCUUAUAAGGAUGCUUUGGAAGGUUUGACAUCAAUUAUUGGUUAUGCUAUUAAGGCUAAUAAUAAUUUGAAGAUUUUGGAGCAUUUGAGGAGCUUGGGUUGUGGUGCUGUUCUUGUUAGUGGGAAUGAGCUUAAACUUGCUCUUCGCGCCGGAUUUGAUCCCACAAGGUGUAUCUUUAAUGGAAAUGGAAAGAUCUUGGAUGAUCUGGUUUUGGCUGCCCAAGCAGGCGUGUUUGUCAACAUUGACAGUGAGUUUGACUUGGAAAACAUUGUGGCAGCUGCAAGAAUUGCUGGAAAGAGGGUGAAUGUUUUACUCCGGAUCAAUCCUGAUGUAGAUCCGCAGGUCCAUCCUUAUGUUGCCACCGGCAAUAAGAACUCUAAAUUUGGCAUUAGAAAUGAGAAGCUGCAGUGGUUUUUAGAUGCCGUGAAGGAGAACCCGGAUGAGCUAAAGCUUGUAGGAGCCCACUGUCAUCUUGGAUCUACCAUUACCAAGGUAGAUAUUUUCAGGGAUGCAGCCACUAUUAUGGUCAAGUACAUUGACGAAAUUCGAGCUCAGGGUUUUGAAGUUGAUUAUUUAAAUAUUGGUGGUGGACUUGGGAUAGAUUAUUAUCAUGCUGGUGCAGUCCUCCCUAAACCCAGAGAUCUAAUUGAUACUGUACGCGAGCUUGUUCUUUCUCGCGGUCUUAAACUCAUCAUUGAACCAGGGAGAUCACUUAUAGCUAACACCUGUUGCUUAGUUAACCGGGUUACAGGUGUCAAAACUAAUGGCUCUAAAAACUUUAUUGUGAUUGAUGGAAGUAUGGCUGAACUUAUCCGCCCAAGUCUUUAUGAUGCGUAUCAGCAUAUAGAGCUGGUUUCCCCUGCCCCCGCAAAUGCGGAGACAGCAACUUUUGAUGUAGUCGGCCCUGUCUGUGAGUCUGCAGAUUUCUUAGGAAAAGAAAGAGAACUUCCAACUCCUGCCAAGGGUACUGGCCUGGUUGUUCAUGAUGCUGGUGCAUAUUGCAUGAGUAUGGCAUCUACUUACAAUCUAAAGAUGCGACCUCCUGAGUAUUGGGUUGAAGAUGAUGGAUCAGUGAGCAAAAUCAGACAUGGUGAGACAUUCGAAGACCACUUGCGGUUCUUUGAGGGACUUUAAACUGAUAACUUGUCUUCUCGCCAGAACAAAGGCUUGAGAUUUGUUGUAUUUGGGGUCUUGAAAGUAAGGCAGAAUAAAAAGAAUUCCAUAAGAUUUAACACUAGGGUUUGAUUUCAGUAUCACACAGCGAGUGUUUUUGCAGCUAUCAAAUGUAAUGUUGAGCUUAUGUAUGGUGGUGCUAUACGUUUGAUAAUGCCUGAUAACGUGUUGAUAAUUUAAGUACAUGUCACCUCAUUUUUAAGGUUGAUUUUAUGUUUGUAGCUGCAUAACCUUUUGUUGGUUUUUGCCUUCAUUUUUACUGUUAAAA
Molecule: messenger RNA, 1827 nt
Organism: Cicer arietinum (chickpea)
Lineage: Eukaryota; Viridiplantae; Streptophyta; Magnoliopsida; Fabales; Fabaceae
Product: diaminopimelate decarboxylase 1, chloroplastic-like
Cellular component (GO): chloroplast
Molecular function (GO): diaminopimelate decarboxylase activity
Source: RefSeq, a predicted model, not a curated record